Molecule: messenger RNA, 2071 nt
Organism: Papaver somniferum (opium poppy)
Lineage: Eukaryota; Viridiplantae; Streptophyta; Magnoliopsida; Ranunculales; Papaveraceae
Product: protein FAR1-RELATED SEQUENCE 9-like
Exons: 4
Coding region: 49-1917 (622 amino acids)
Biological process (GO): regulation of DNA-templated transcription
Molecular function (GO): zinc ion binding
Source: RefSeq, a predicted model, not a curated record
AUUCCACUUGACUAUAAAAAUUAUUUGCGCACCAAGCGAACAAGAGAAAUGAAAACAGGAGAUACGGGAGGUGUAUUAGAAUAUCUGCAAAAGAAGAAAUUGACUGAUCCAAAUUUUUUCUAUGCCAUACAAGUGGAUAAAGAGGAUUUAAUAACUAAUAUAUUUUGGGUUGAUGCCAGAAUGAUGGUAGACUAUGAUUAUUUGGGCGACGUGGUUUGUUUUGAUACCACUUUUAGAAAAAACAAAGAAGGAAGACCUUUUGCGAUGUUUGUUGGAGUUAACCAUCAUAAGCAAUCAGUCAUAUUUGGUGCUGCACUUCUGUAUGAUGAAACUGCAGAGACUUUUGAGUGGUUGUUUGACAUUUUUGCUAAAACCAUGUCCGGGAAGAAACCAAAGAGUAUUUUUACUGAUCAGGAUGCUGCAAUGGCAAAAGCUUUAGCAUCGGAGUGGCCGGAAACAACCCAUCGGUUAUGCAUUUGGCAUAUAUUUCAAAAUGCAGCUAAACAUCUUAACCAUGUUUUUGAAAAAUUCGAUAACUUCGCUAAGGAAUUUAGCAACUGUGUAUAUGAUUACGAGGAGGAAAAAGAAUUUAUAGAUGCUUGGAAAAAUAUGCUUGAGAAAUAUAAGCUCCAAGAUAAUGAAUGGUUGAGCAGAUUAUUCAAUAUAAAAGAAAAAUGGGCUUUGGUUUAUGGAAGAAAUACCUUUAGUGCUGAAAUCACCACCACCCAACGAAGUGAAAGCUUGAACAGUUUGGUAAAAAAAUAUGUCAACUACAAGUAUGAUAUGUUGCGUUUUUUUCGUCGUUUUGAAGGGCUAGUUGAUGAUCGUCGUUAUGAAGAGUUAAAAGCAGACUUCAAAGCAAGCCAGAGCUUCCCUGCACUUUCAUUUCCGGUAAAGAUUUUAAAACAUGCAGCAAUCGUAUAUACACAUGAGGUUUUGAAAUUAUUUCAGAAACAAUUAUGUAAAGCUCAUAAUUGUACCGUGAAUUACCUUGGCGACACUAGUACGACAGUUAGAAAAUAUGGAGUUAUUCCUCAUGCGCAAGAAUAUCACCAAACAGUCAUCUUUGAUAUGGAAAAUAAUAACAUCUCUUGUAGCUGCAGGAAAUUUGAAUUCGCAGGCAUCUUGUGUUCACAUGCUCUAAAAGUUUUGUCCCUGCACAACAUUAAAAGUAUUCCUACUCAGUACAUUUUAAAAAGGUGGACGAAAGAUGUGAAGUCCGGCAGUGUAAAAAUAAGUCCAAUAGCUACCACUGCAAAUGACCCCAAAGGAGAUAUAAUAAAACGUUACAGAGAGUUGUGUAGACUACACGUUCAGUUGGCGACAAGAGCAUCAGAGUCAAGUGAAGCAUAUGAAAUUGCUUUGUCAGGAUUUAACAACACACUAGCAAAGGUUGACGACAUUCUCAGAGGAAUAACAACUAAAGAAAAUUCACAAGCAAUGUUGCCAACGACCAAUAAUCUAGAAGAGCCAAGUGUAGUUGUACCCAUCCACGGUGAUAAUGGUAAUGUGAGGGGAAUAAAAAUCAAAGAAAAAGAAGUAGGUGUUAGCUCCAAAAGGCCACAAAGCGGUUUAGAGACAGAGACUAAUAAGAAGAAAAAGGGCGCUUUAGAAACAGCCACUACCAAGCAGAAAAGAGCUCGAAGAACCCUGUUAGAUCCAAAAAAUAGUGAUUCCCAGCAUGUUAUGGCUUCACAAAGCCAUUUUCCCCAUCCACCUCCACAUCCACUCGUACAGGAUACUGCUUGGUAUGGAACAAGGUAUAUGCCCAUGGCAUCACAGUUCUUUGUUCAGCAAUCUAAUGCGGGAGCCUACUACCAACCGUACUCGGACGGUGUAUUUAACACCUUCCAGGAACAACAAGGAUUACAAGGACAAGGAUUGCAAACGCGACAAAUCUAUAACUAUCGCCGGUAGUUCCAAACAGUUCCAAACCGGAAAUGCUGAAUUAACAUCCAAGUAAGACGAGAAGACAAGCUUUUGAGCCCAUCAGUGAUCAGAUGGCCACAGUAGAAUGUUUGGAAUUGCGUCUUAUUGUUUAAUUGCCGCAAUCCUUGUAACAGAAAUUUGG